Molecule: messenger RNA, 7158 nt
Organism: Macrosteles quadrilineatus (aster leafhopper)
Lineage: Eukaryota; Metazoa; Arthropoda; Insecta; Hemiptera; Cicadellidae
Product: glutamate-gated chloride channel-like
Exons: 17
Coding region: 325-1761 (478 amino acids)
Biological process (GO): nervous system process; regulation of membrane potential; chloride transmembrane transport
Cellular component (GO): membrane; synapse; neuron projection
Molecular function (GO): neurotransmitter receptor activity; extracellular ligand-gated monoatomic ion channel activity; transmembrane signaling receptor activity
Source: RefSeq, a predicted model, not a curated record
UGGUGGCAGUGGCGGCCAGUCCACGGAGUAAGCUAGUAAACCCGCGCCAACUCGGACUUUCAGUGAGUGAAUGUGUGUGUGUCAAGUGAUGGUGAGAUAUUCGACUUCUUUCACUUACUGAACUGACAUUUAAAGUUAACCAAUCAUCAACCUCCGCUUCGACCUCGUGUUUCCUGACAUUAUCGUAUGAUUUGAGGAAGCUCCUGGUCACCUUCUCUUGGCCAAGCAUGCUGGCGAAGGGGGACGAAAUAUUCCAGGGGAUGGAAGCGCAUCGGGGCUGACCAAUCCGUGCGUCGCAUCGUGACCUUGGAAAGAUGUCCUAAUAUGGGCGGAAGUGGAGGGCUGAUAGCGGCCGCCGUGUGUCUGGGGUGGUGUCUACUCAUCUCCGCCUCCUCGCCUACUGCUGACAUAUUCGAGAAUGGAAGGUCCGACAAGGAAAUUUUAGACAAUUUGUUGAAACAGACGAGAUACGACAAGCGCCUGCUACCCCCAGUUACAGGAACACUUACAGUAAACAUGAGCGUGUUACUGCUGAGUCUUGCGUCCCCGGACGAAUCUAGCCUUAAAUAUGAAGUGGAGUUCCUACUACAACAACAGUGGUUCGACCCACGGCUAAGGUACUACAACCAGAGUCGCUACCCCUUCCUGAACGCCAUCCAUCACCAUGAGAGUAUCUGGCUGCCAGACACCUAUUUCAUCAUGCACGGCGACUUCAAGGACCCCCUCAUUCCUGUCCACUUUGCAUUAAGAAUAUACCAAAAUGGCUCAGUCAGCUAUUUAAUGAGGCGACACCUGAUAUUAUCAUGUCAGGGAUCUCUCAAUAUCUUCCCUUUCGAUGAUCCUCAAUGUUCUUUCGCUAUGGAGAGCAUAUCGUACGACUUAUCAGCCAUCACGUAUGUCUGGAAGAAUGACGAAGCAACCCUGAGGAAAAGCCCUUCAUUGACGACACUGAACGCUUACCUGAUCAAGAAUCAGACAAUUCCCUGCCCUACGAAGGCCAGCUGGCGAGACUCUGACGAUGAACAGGACGACAUUUGCUCGCUGUGCCAGCGACGCUUCGAAGAGCAAGGCAACUACAGCUGUCUCAAGGUAGACCUCAUCUUCACCAGGGACAGAGCUUUCUACUUCACGACAGUGUUCAUACCGGGAAUAAUCCUGGUCACUUCGUCAUUCAUCACGUUCUGGUUGGAAUGGAACGCGGUACCUGCGAGGGUUAUGAUAGGUGUAACUACAAUGCUCAACUUUUUCACUACCUCUAAUGGUUUCCGGUCGACUCUACCUGUGGUAUCCAACCUGACUGCCAUGAAUGUAUGGGACGGCGUUUGUAUGUGCUUCAUCUACGCCAGUUUGCUUGAGUUUGUCUGUGUUAACUACGUUGGACGCAAACGCCCGCUCCACAACGUCGUCUACAGGCCUGGUGAAAACCCUGUUACCCAGCGUUUACCCGCAGUCCUGUCCCGGAUAGGCCUAAUAUUGGCCACUCCACUGGGGGACAAGAAAGGUGAGGGGGGAGGAGCCAAUGAGAUAGUUACCUGUGCCAACUGUGGGCCCAACCCUUGUACCCAUACCACCAACAACGGGUGUGCCACAGAGAAUUGUAUCCCCGGCGCCCCACCCGGAUUGCCACCGCAGGUCCGCAAGAAGGAACCUCCGCACCCAAUCAGAGUGGCUAAGACCAUUGACGUCAUCGCCCGCAUCACCUUCCCCACAGCCUACGCCGUUUUCCUCAUCUUCUUUUUCUUCCACUACAAGGGAUCGUAAUCCUAAAAACCCACCCAAAUUUCACUAUUCAUCAUGCAACUGUUUUAACUAGUGCAGCUUCUUCUGUACGGCUACAUCAAACUUAUAAAGUAGUUGCAGCGGUUUUUGUUUAAAAAAAAUAUUAAAUUGCAAAAAGAUAAACUAAGUAGAUUUACACAUCUUAUCCACAAUGAUUAGCAUAUGCUUUACAAGUUUUAAAGCCAGCGAUAUUUUUUUCUGCAGAAGAGGACUUUAAAGUUAAUAUGGAUUAUACUUAUGUAAAAUAUCCAAGUUACCAAAUUCUUUUUUAUAAUUAGGGUACUAUAUUUAGUCACUACCGCGAACAUAAGAAUACAAUGAUUUUCGCUUGAUUUAUGCAAAAUUGUUUUGAAUGCAUAACCCUUAAGUUUUCUGAUUGGGCAAAAAUUCAUUUUGUUCUUUGAAGAAAUUAUUCAAGCUAGAGAUUGAUGAAAACUAUAAACAAGUUAGUUGCUUUUCAUUCUUUACUAUUCAAAGUACAUUAUUUGAAGAGUGUUCAAAAUAUUUUAUCAUAACCAAAAGUAAUUGUUUUUUUUCAAAUUUUUUAGAUACUAGAGAAUCAUAGCUUCAUAAAAUGUAUAUACCUGUCUUAAGGGAAAUUAAAAAUUGUACGGUUGUAUGCACAAAAAAUAUUAAACUUUAAGCCAGGUUAUUUCAGUUUUUGGCAUUAAUGGUUGUUAAUAAUUUUGUUGCCUUUUUGACAUAGUUAUUACUUUGAUCAUUCCCAAGUAUUCAUUUAAUUUAUUUUUUACAUACCUUAGCCAAGUUAGUAAUAAAGUAUUAAAAAAAUAUAGUUUACAACAACUAACCAUGUGUAUUGUUAUCAUCAGAUAUUACUGUUAUAUUUACAAAAAUGUUUUUGUGCAUCAUAUGAACUAGUUUAUAUUGGCAUAAUUGUGAAGCUCACAUGACUGGUUGUACAUUAUAUUAGAACCGUAUAUAAACCGGGUGUUUCAAAAAUCAGUUUACAAAGUAUUUGCUUAAAGCAAAUAAUAAAUAAAUGUUAUUUAUAUUAUAAUUUUGUUUCAACUGAAUUUAGACUACACAUAGGUUAUAAACUUAAAAGAAUUGUUCAAAAUGCUUUCCACUAACUUCAAUGCACUUUUCACAGCGUUUUUUACACGUAAUAAUCCUUUUGCAUAGAUUUUUACUGUUGUCAAGGCUUCAAACUCUCUCGUGAUGGCUGCUCUCAAUUGUAAAACAUCUAGAAGUGCAAAACAUGAUGGAGCUGGAGUUUGAGGGAAUCUUUCUACAAAUAACUGAAUAACUUCUUCACUAUUUUUAUUUUUUUCAUCCGACUUUAUUAAAAGGAAUAUGAGCUUCUCGGGGGUUGGUUUGCUCAUGGUUACUGUCAACAUGAAAUGCAAAUAACAAUCUAAAUCUAACCUCAAAUCUAAACAUAAAAAUGUCAACAAUGAUCUUAACAGCUGAUUUUGGCAUUGCUGAAAACCAGGUUGUGCAACAUUAGUUACGCAAGCAUUGUGUUUUGUAAGUCAGUUUACCUCAGUAAACUGGUAAACUCAUUUGUGAAACACCCGGUAUUAUAUAUCUUUCAUUGUUAUUUUGUUGGUAGGCCCCUCUAAUUAAACACACUGUAAACGGUCUACAGUUUCCCCUUUAGCAGGAUUUUACAAUAGAUGUAAUGGGUUAGGCAAGAUGAGUAAAUUUCCCAUCAUCAAUUGAAGGAAUCUGAAAUAAUUUGUCUAAUUAGCAUUUUCAUAACAAGAGAACAAAUAAAGAUUCACAAUCAGAUAUUUUUAUGAAAGUUUUAAAUAAAAAGGUUUAUAUCAACUGUGACUUAUAGUAGAUCCCAGCAAUCCUAGAAGGGUUUUUAGGACUGAAUUAUCUCCACUUGUUACUGUCCUAGUUGUCACAAACAAUUCUGAAUCUGAGUUUCAAAUCAAUCAUCUAACCUCAUCUAAACCACUCUUUCCUUUAGAGUUAAAUUAAUGUGUGUAGCUUCUAUAUUAAUUCAUUCUUCUUCUAUUGGUGUCUAAAUUAAUCAAACAAAAGGUUGUAUGAUGAAUGUGAAUACACCACUAUUCAUAUAGUGUAAGUUUUCAUACUAAUAAAUUGUAGUCACAUCAAUAAGUAACUGUAUACGAGAAGUAUGUUUUGUUUUUUAACAGAGGUUAUAUUGGUUAGGUACUUUGAUAGAUGCUACAGUUGUACACUUCAAGUGUAUGUUUCGUUAUUAGUUAAACUAAAAUUAACUAUGCUAAUGAAAUAAGUUUGUAGCUUAUGUUACACAGAGAGAGUUGAUUAACAGAACAUACUUCUUUGACAGUGUACCACCAAUAUUCCAAUACACAUUGUAGUACUGUAACUCACAGCUGUGUUUUAUCUGAGUGUUUUCUGUAUACUUGUACCUUUUUAUACUGAUACUCUGUAUAUUUUACUCAGUGGCAUUACUUUUUUGUUGUGAAACUUAUGUAUCUCUACUCUAAAACAAAUGUACGGUAAUUAUAAAAUACUAAACAAUCCAUAUUAAAAGCUGGUUUAUUAGUUAUACUCAAAUUCAAUUAUUUUUAAUGUAUAGAUAGAAUUGUAGACUGCAUGUUGUGUGGUUUACAGUGGUUUUACUAUGACAUUAUUACGUGUUUUAAUCUAAAAUGAAUUAAAUCUACUGUAGCUAAAUGCAAAGACUCUUAAGUGUUUCCACAGGUCUUAAAAAACUCUUUAAUAUGUUUAUAAUAAUAAAUUAAUUAAAAUACAGGGUCAUAUUAUGUACAGAGAAAAUUUUGUAUUUUAUCACAAUUUAACAAUGUGGGCAAUAUUUUGUUCAUUUGGUUACCUAUCAUCUUAUUUUUUUUUUUUUACUUUUGUUUUUCUUGUUGGGAAAUAUAAUAACUAAAUAUAAUACUUAACUAUGGUCUAAAACUUAGUAGCUCGCCAAAAUGUGUUAUGCAUAUUUGAUUGUUGUUCUUUGAAAAAAAUUUAUUAAUAAUCAAUUAUAUUGUACUAAAUCCGUGGAAAACAACCUUUUGACCUCCACAGAAACUUUUUGUGAGGAAAGCUUUUCAUAUGAUAUUGAUAUUAUUGACUCUUCAUAUUAUUUCUUCUGGUUUACCCAAUGUACCAAAUAGCUUGAUAACCAAUCUAAAGUUUUUCAUUUUAUUAAAGUAAUAAGAAACAAUAAUAUUGUUCUAAAUUUACACAUAAAAUUCAUUUAUUUAUUUAAAAAAACAUAACAACAUGAAACGCCAUUAAGAAAUGUAUAAGAAUAUUAUUUAUUUAUAAGUAAAACAAAUCUAUGACAAAUUACCUGACCUACAAAACAGAUUAGUUUAAUGGUUAUUUUUAAAUUAGGCCUACUGAAAAUAAAUAUUAGUGAUACAAAAUUUACUUUGAUUUAGACUUGUUCAUUCGCAGGAUGUAUUUAUUGAACUGACUAAAUAAAUACAAUGCUGGUACGGACAUUAUUAAUCAACAUGUAAUUUGUUUUGAUUGAUUGUGAAAAUUGUCAUUUUCAGCUUACUAAAUUAAGAUUUUGUGUAAUUUGUUAUGUAGUAUCUGGUGAAUAAGUAAUAUAGUGCUUACUAAUUUUCCAUAUUUGACAUCGGAUACUUACAAAUAUGUUUAUAUAAGUCACCAGUUAUUUUCAUUCAUUAGGUACUUCUACUUAAAUAUGGUAGCCUAUUACUCAAUCUAUUAUGUUGUCCACUUAAAAAUGUUUAUUGCAAAAAUGUUAGUUACCACUUUAACUAUAGUUACCAAUGUGAUAAUUUCUAGUCAGAAUUAUAAAUAUAUUUUAAGAAUAUCAGUCAUUUCCAGUACAAAUUAAAAAUAUUCAUACUAAAUCUUGUUUAUAUUAGUUUUAGUUAUUGUUAUUUAAUACCGUACCUAUUAAUUUAGUAUAUUGUUAAAACCCUUAUUUGAGCUCACUUGUUUGUGAUUAAUUUUGUAGAAUGUUUAUAAAUUAAUUGUAAUGACCAAUUACCAAUACAGUAGUCCUGCAAACUCAACACUGAGUAACUAUGCGCUUAUUCCGAUUGUUUUUUUUAUUGUUAAAUAAUCCAUAGGUUUAGAAUUAAUAAAUAAGAUGAAGUUUGAAUAGUCAAUAAAUUAACACUGUUUCCAAUUAUAACAUUAAACUGUGAUCUAUGUUAGAAGUCAUCAAAUGUUUUAUUAAAUUGCAGUAGUCUUCAUAUUUAUCCAAUAAUUAAUUAUUUAAUAUGUAUGUAACAGUUGAUCAACAUUUUGGAAAAUUAAACAUUCCAAAAACUCAAAAGGCACAUUUUGUUGAGUUUGUAAGGGUACUUUAUAAAUCAAAUAAUUUCUUCAUUAAACCAGAAACACUGUUACUCCACAUUUACCGUGUCUUUCUGUACUAAAAUACUAUUCAAAUUGUUGUCUCCUAAGAAAACUACAAAAGUUGUCAUGUCCAAUUAAUUGAAAUUAAAACUAUAAAUGUUAUUUCUCGUGUUAUUGUGUUGUUUAGAAGUAUAUGAUAUUUUCUACCAUAUAUCAAAUGUUUUUUCCUCUGGUUGAUGUUGAAUGUCUGUAUAAAGUUACAAAAAUUAUAUUUAAUUUUUUAAUGUUUUGACUUAGUUUCAGCAUCAAUUUUAGAACUAAUUGCUGCUGAUAAUUUCAAUCACUAAAGGUUGCGUAUGAUUGUAAAGUAAACAAUAUGACCAGACAGUGCUGGAUUUGCUUAACUUACUACUUUUUUGUCUAUUAUGAACUAAUAUGUCCUGAACUGUAUGUGUUAUCAGCUCCAGAUCAAAUCUUACAUGACAUGUGAUAACCAAGACAAUUUUGGUUUGCACAUUUAAAUCUCAAUGUGAUACUAAAUUUAUAUUUAGCCUACAUAACAUAAUAAAACCAAAUACAGUAAUUAUAAGAGUAGGAUUUAAUUUGCCAAGCACUUUUGCCCUCUCUCUCUAAUGGCAUUGUUAGGAUUUUGUUGUUGUUGUUCUUAUUGCCAAGCAAAAAAUGUUGAACUUUCUAAACCUAUAUAAAUUGUAAUAAUUUGUAUCAAAUACAAGAAAAUUUGUUAAAAUUAAUUUUAAAUUAUUUCAGUAUUUUACUGUUUUAUUAGAUAUGUAGUGUAGCUCAGUAGUUCUUUCACUAUUGCUAUACACUAAACAAUGUGAUGGGAUAUGGAUGGCUAAUUAGUCAAAGCUAUUUAAUAUCAAGGAUUAGUCAGUUUUAUUGUCGUCAUUUUAAAUAAAUGAUGUUUAUCUUGAUAUAAACAAAAAAUCUUGUUGCAUGUGAAAUUCUUUAUUAGAUAAUUGAAUGAAUUGUUUAAAAUUAUGUAAUUGUUUAAUUUUCUAUGUACUCACGAAUGUGAUCCAAAGUAAUGUUUAUUUUUGUAAAAAUAUGAAAUUAAAAGUGUAUAUUUUUAUGUGUCAAUCAUAUUUAUAUGGCAUUGAGAAU